AUGCGAAUAACAGUAGAUAUGAUAAACGAGGCAUAUCAAUCAAAAAACCCAGUUAAUGAAAACACUAUAUCUUUAAGAGGAUACAAAAUAAGUGUAAUUGAAAAUUUAGGAGUAACUAAAGAUUAUUUUGAAUGUAUUGAUUUGAGUGAUAAUGAAAUAAUUAAAUUAAAUAAUAUUCCAUGUCUGCAAAGGUUGAAAACAUUAAUAUUAUGCAACAAUAAAAUAGCUAGAAUUGAUAGUGAUAUAUUUGAAAAUAUACCUAAUUUAAAUUCGUUAAUUUUAACCAACAAUAAGAUAGAAAAAUUAACUGAUCUUAACUCACUUUUUAAAGCCAAAAAUUUAACGAGACUUAGCUUACUAGAAAAUUCUGUAUCAAAAUUAGAAAACUACCGAGAGUAUUUAAUUUAUAAUUUACCAUCUUUGAAAUACUUAGAUUUUAAAAAAAUAAAAAUGAAGGAUCGAGAAGCAGCAACAGAAGUAAUGAAAAAUUUCAAUCCACAUAGAAAAGAAAAUAUUCAACCGAGUUAA
Plasmodium malariae is the source of this 528-nucleotide messenger RNA. RefSeq names its product U2 small nuclear ribonucleoprotein A', putative. The transcript is spliced from 5 exons. Gene Ontology annotation, molecular function: protein binding; U2 snRNA binding. The record is from RefSeq and is a predicted model, not a curated record. Lineage: Eukaryota; Apicomplexa; Aconoidasida; Haemosporida; Plasmodiidae. Bases 1 to 528 code for a protein of 175 amino acids. Gene Ontology annotation, biological process: mRNA splicing, via spliceosome.